UCUGGUGCAGUAAAAAUUGUACCGUUAAUGUUAUAUAAGAUGGAUUGUUAUUCUGCUAUUUUCUAAACAUAGGUGGUGAACAUAUGGCGGGUUCGUCUUCAGGUCGUACGUUAUUGAGCUCUUGGUGGAUAUUUUGCAUAAUUAUGAUGGCUACAUACACCGGUAACCUCGUGGCCUUCCUUACUGUAACCAAAGAAAAGCUGCCUUUCUCUGAUAUUGCCGGACUUGUAGAACAAGGCAAUUAUAGAUGGGGAACACAAGAAGGAACUGUCUUUGAAACGAUUUUCAAGGCAUCCACUCGACCAGAUUAUGUUAAGUUUUGGAAGGGAGUGGUUUCCUAUAAUAAAACGAAACCAAGUAUACUGAGUGCAAACGGAGAUGUUCAAGUACGACUUGUAAUGGAGGGAGAUUAUGCAUAUGUUGGUGACAAAACUCACAUUGAAUUAACUAUGGUUAAUAAUUGUCAUCUGACGAUGGCUUUAUCGGAUAUUGUUUCAAUGCAAUACGCAAUAGCACUUCCUAACAAAUCUCCAUUCACAAAGAUUUUUUCUGAUGAAAUGACGGCCAUUUUUGGGAAUGGACUAUUUCAGUUGUGGAAGUUAAAACACUGGCCGAAACAUGGAAUUUGCAACAAUAUUGCACGCAAAGAAUCUACACCAAUAACUCUCAUUGAUAUACAUAGUUCAUUUUACGUUAUAGCCAUUGGUGUUUUCAUCGCUUCUAGUUUUCUUAUAUGUGAAUGUUUUAAAUGGAAAUACCACAACAGGAGAUUGAUGCAAGACAAAGCAAAUCAAGCAGCACAUGAAACUGAACUUGUUAAGAUGAAAUCAAAUGUAGAAGAAUCUAUGUUAUACUAA
Messenger RNA from Mytilus californianus (California mussel), 857 nucleotides. RefSeq names its product glutamate receptor ionotropic, kainate 2-like. NCBI's taxonomy places the organism in Eukaryota, Metazoa, Mollusca, Bivalvia, Mytilida, Mytilidae. The transcript is spliced from 3 exons. The coding region runs from base 84 to 857 and encodes 257 amino acids. Gene Ontology annotation, cellular component: membrane. The record is from RefSeq and is a predicted model, not a curated record. Gene Ontology annotation, molecular function: ligand-gated monoatomic ion channel activity.